Molecule: messenger RNA, 2010 nt
Organism: Lottia gigantea (owl limpet)
Lineage: Eukaryota; Metazoa; Mollusca; Gastropoda; Lottiidae
Exons: 3
Coding region: 1-2010 (669 amino acids)
Source: RefSeq, a predicted model, not a curated record
AUGCCUACAGGAAAAACUACACAAGUAACGAAGAUAAGUUCUUCAAGUCGCACAGUUACUCAAACAGUUUCAUCUGUUCAGGGGAGAGUUGGUUUGCAGCAGUCUUUUGAGGAAAUUUCGUCUCCAUCAAGAAAGUUAUUUUUAGAAAAUGCCUCAUUACGAAUGUCGCCAGGCUGGGUUAGUGGUCAUGGCAGUUUAUUUGAAAGUCCUAAAUCCAUCGGAUCUCCAUCACCCAUGAAACCACCUAAAGCUAGAAGGUCCUCUGUGUAUGUGAAAAAAAGUUUAGUCGUGGCGUCUUCAGUGGACAGCUUCAAGAAACCACCUGUAUUUAUAUCUCCAACCGGUGUUAAAACUAGAGCCAGACGGUCUUCAAUUUAUCAGAAAUCUGGUAAAAAUCUUCUAACAGGAUUAGAUCCCAAAGCUCGCAGAGAUUCCCUGGCAGCUAUCAGGUCCAAGAAAUUAGUUUCAGAAUCAGAUUAUGUUUUUGCUGUGCCAACUGCUGACUCUGCUAAACGUAAGAAGUUAGUUUCCAAAAGCAGUAGAGCUAAGAAGGCUGCAGAACCCAAAAGAUCUCCUAAAAAGGCAUCAUCCAAAUCACAAGCUAAGAGUAACAGUCCAGUCAAGAAAUCAUCAAAAAAAAUUAAUUUGGUAGACUCCAACUCAUUAAAGAAAUCAACUCAUCAAAAUAUCAAAGUAAUUUUGGCUACAAGUUCACCUAAAAAGGAGAAAACGGUUAGAUCAAAAGCCAAAGCUAAAACUCCUGUCAAGGAGGUUGAAUUAGCAGAUGAUGAUGAUGAUGAUAUUGAAGAUGAUAUUGAAGAUGAUGACAUUCUCUCUCCCAGACGGACAAGAAAGACACCUGGUAAAUCAAGAAAAAGAUCUUUAACUACAGUGACCAAGAGUGCCAAGAAACGUAAAAGGUCACCAAGCAGAUCACCAUCUCCAUCUCCAAAGAAAAAAGGAUCUCCCAAAAAGACAUCAUCAGAGACUAAAAAGAGCUCCUCUUCCAUUAAGAAAAGGAAAGCAACAAAGGAUUCUCCCAAUUCGUCUGCCACGAAAAGUUCUCUUGAAGUUUCAUUGACACCUCUUGAAGUUGAUGAAAGUUUUUCUUUUAAACUUAGUGAUUCGGAUAGGAAGAAACUGACCAAAAACUCCAAAACUCCAAGUAAAUCAACCCCACAAAAAUCAACAAAGUCCACAAUAAAGCAGACACCUAAAUCAAGUGCUAAAAAGAUUUCAACAAAGAAAACACCCAGUUCUACCAAAAGAAUUUCCUUGUCUUUCAAAGCAGAUUUACCAAACUCCUCAGAGAAAAAGUCAAAAAGUAAAAAGUCAAUUGCCAUUACAACUGAUGAAGUACCAGUAGCUAAAGUGUUGGAAUUUAAGCAAGCAACUGAAUCUUUUGAUAUUGAAGUAGAGGAAGACAUUUCCAUGGCAACCAUCCAGACCUCACCCAAAUCUAAAACUCCCCUAACAUCACAGAAGAUGAAGAGCAUCCUGGACAGUGUAUCAGUUCCAAAUGAAACAGACAAAAAAAGAAAAACAACAGAUUUUGUUGAACCACAAUCAGCAAACAAACGUCGACGAUAUGACAUGGAGAAGUUUGAGAAAAUUGUAGCCAGCACUCCCCGAGAUAUGAGAUUAGAUAUUUUGUCAGGAAGGAGACCUGAGUUAUCUCCCAUACCUGGUACAGUCAAUAAAAAUAUCAACAACAGUUUUUCCUCGAGUAAACAAGUCACCAUAUUUUCUGACAAGUCCACAUUUUUGUCUGCUGGUCCUUCAAAUCUUUCACCAGUGGCUUCCAAAAGUCCACUGAUAAUAAGUGAAGUGGUGAAAAAUCAAGUUUACACAGACUUUGUUGAUGGUAAUGAUGAUGAUGAUGAUGAUUUUGAUUAUUCCCAUAUUUCAUUAUCCCAAAAACCAACGGAACCUGAACCAUAUUUAUAUGAUUAUGAUUCUGACUUAGAUAUAUCUCAUUCUAAUGUACAAGCAGGAUGUACCAUUUUGUAA